Molecule: messenger RNA, 983 nt
Organism: Capsaspora owczarzaki ATCC 30864
Lineage: Eukaryota; Filasterea; Ministeriida; Capsasporidae
Product: small monomeric GTPase
Exons: 3
Coding region: 67-648 (193 amino acids)
Biological process (GO): signal transduction
Cellular component (GO): plasma membrane
Molecular function (GO): GDP binding; GTP binding; GTPase activity
Source: RefSeq, a predicted model, not a curated record
UUGUUUUAUUUUUAUUGUUAUUAUUCUCGUCGUUGUUCCUUGUUGAUACAAUAACACACACACACAAUGUCCAAGUCUAACUUUGUCAAGGAGUACAAGCUCGUCGUUGUCGGCGGCGGUGGUGUCGGCAAGUCUGCCCUGACCAUCCAGUUCAUCCAGUCGCACUUCGUCGACGAAUACGAUCCCACCAUCGAGGACUCGUACAGGAAGCAAUGCGUCAUUGACGACGAGGUCGCCCUCCUCGACAUUCUCGAUACUGCAGGCCAGGAGGAAUACUCUGCGAUGCGCGAACAGUACAUGCGAACUGGCGAGGGCUUCCUCUGCGUCUACUCGAUCACCAGCCGCCAAAGCUUUGAGGAAAUCCAAUCCUUCCACCAGCAGAUUCUCCGUGUCAAGGACCGCGACGAAUUCCCCAUGAUCCUUGUUGGCAACAAGAGCGAUUUGGAGCACCAGCGCGCCGUCUCGAGCGACGAGGGCAAGCACCUUGCCAAGACGCUCAAGGUUGAGUUCAGCGAGACCUCGGCCAAGCAGCGCCUGAACGUUGACCACGCUUUCCACCAGCUCGUCCGAAUCAUUCGCCGAUAUAACAAGGACAACCUUCCCAAGAACCCCGAGAAGAAGAAGAAGCUCAAGUGCUUGAUGAUGUAAAGGAAAAUCAAGAAUUUUUGGGUUUUCCGUUUAUGUUUUUUUCUUUCUUCUUUUUUGGUUGUUGGGCCGUUUCCCCCUUCCCUCCUCCUCCGUCCUUGCAUCGGUUUUCACCCUUGUCAUCCUCCCACCUCCGCUUUGUUCGAGUCUUGAGCGCACCCCAUCGUUGCUCGAAACUGCAGACAAAACAAAAACUUUUUUUUUUUUUUUGGGACGCGCUUUCUCUGCUGCUGCCCCUUCCCUCUUCUCCCCCUCUCCACUCCUCCCUCGUUGUUGUUGUUAUAUGAAUGCUGUUGUAUAUGAGUCGCUUUUGUGUGUUGUGGUUAUAUUUCCCCUGG